Messenger RNA from Saccostrea cuccullata (small rock oyster), 2087 nucleotides. Its product is annotated as aspartate--tRNA ligase, cytoplasmic-like. NCBI's taxonomy places the organism in Eukaryota, Metazoa, Mollusca, Bivalvia, Ostreida, Ostreidae. Gene Ontology annotation, molecular function: RNA binding; aspartate-tRNA ligase activity; ATP binding. Gene Ontology annotation, biological process: aspartyl-tRNA aminoacylation. The record is from RefSeq and is a predicted model, not a curated record. The coding region runs from base 182 to 1780 and encodes 532 amino acids. The transcript has 15 exons. Gene Ontology annotation, cellular component: cytosol; aminoacyl-tRNA synthetase multienzyme complex; cytoplasm.
UCGCUUCAGUCUUCUAAUCUAAUGCAUGCUGGGACUGACCUCUGGCACGUGUAUGAAACCGGAACUUGCACGACCGUCAGUGUAAGUUUUGACAGGUAGACGAUUUUCAGAUAUAUUCACACGUGGAUCUGGAAACAUUCAGAAAACUGUCUUGCCCGAUGAUUAGCUGAAAAAAUAUACAAUGGAUAAAGAGAAUACAGAUGCGGUUAUAGGUCCCGAUGGACAGCCUAUGUCAAAGAAGGCAUUGAAGAAGCUUCAGAAAGAUGCAGAGAAGGCAGCCAAAAAAGCAGAAUAUAAGGCUGCUAACAAGACUGUUCAGCAGGAUGUUGUGGAGACAGUGGACGUGUCUAAGGGGCUGUAUGGAAACCUUCCCAUGAUCCAGUCAGUGAAGAAGCUGGACCCGGGUACAGAGUAUCUGGACGUGAAGGAUCUAACCCCCGCCCAGGCCGAUAGGAAAGUCUGGGUCAGGGCGCGGCUACAGACCAGCAGAGCUAAAGGGAAACAGUGUUUUAUUGUGCUACGACAACAGAAAUGGACGGUACAGGCUUUAGCUGCAGUAGGAGACAAAAUCAGCAAACAAAUGAUAAAAUUCAUUGCAAGUAUACACAAGGAGUCCAUUGUGGAUGUUGAGGGUUUUGUUAGAAAAGUGGAGCAGGGAGUGGAGUCCUGUACUCAGCAAGAUGUGGAAUUACAUUGUGUUCAGGUGUGGGUGAUCAGUUCAGCAGAACCACAGCUACCUUUACUGAUAGAGGAUGCAUCUCGCCCAGAAACUGAUGAAACAAGUUUAGCAAAAGUAAACCAGGAUACGAGACUUGACAACAGAAUUCUGGAUCUACGUACCACCACCAACCAUGCUAUAUUUAGAAUCACAGCAGGUGUGUGCCGGUUCUUCAGGGAGCACCUGGAUAGUCAAGGAUUCAUAGAAAUUCACUCCCCAAAGAUCAUCUCAGCUGCCUCGGAGGGUGGAGCCAAUGUGUUCAUAGUGUCCUACUUCAAGUCCAAAGCCUUUCUAGCUCAGUCUCCACAGCUCUACAAACAGAUGUGUAUAUGCUCGGACUUUGACAAGGUCUACACUGUAGGAGCAGUGUUCCGAGCUGAGGACUCUAACACCCAUCGACAUCUGACGGAGUUUGUUGGAUUAGAUCUGGAGAUGUCAUUCAAAUUUCACUACCACGAAGUCUUAAAGGUCAUAGGGGACAUGUUUAUCAACAUUUUCAAAGGUCUCAGAGAUAAUUUUAAAGAGGAAAUUGAAACAGUCAACAAGCAGUAUCCAGCCGAACCUUUCAAAUUUUUGGAACCAAGUCUGGUGCUGGAGUACCCGGAGGCCGUGAGAAUGCUGAGGGAGAAUGGAGUGGAGAUGGGAGAGGAAGAUGAUCUCAGUACCCCCGCCGAGAAACUCCUGGGGCGACUCGUCAAAGCCAAGUAUGACACAGACUUCUACAUUCUGGACAAGUUUCCAUUGGCCGUUCGACCUUUCUACACGAUGCCUGACCCCAAUAACCCGAAAUAUUCAAAUUCGUAUGACAUGUUUAUGAGAGGAGAGGAAAUUUUAUCUGGUGCUCAGCGAAUUCACAACCCGGCUUUCUUAGUAGAGAGGGCAGCAGAACAUGGCGUCAGUCUGGACAGUAUCAAGGCAUACAUUGACUCCUUUAAAUAUGGGGCACCUCCCCAUGCUGGCGGGGGCAUAGGUUUGGAGAGAGUCACCAUGUUAUAUCUGGGACUUGACAAUAUCAGGAAAACCUCUCUCUUCCCACGAGACCCCAAACGAUUGACUCCAUGAAGACACAGUUAUAGAUUUAUAAUUAAUUCUUCUGGCAACAUUGCAAUAUAGGCUCUGGUUCUUUCUACAGAAUGUUAUUGUUUUGUUAUGAUAUAUUUAAUGUCAAAUUUUACCUGGUAUAUAAAAAAGUGUCAGAUGGUCACAAGGAUAUGGUAUUUUCAUAGAUUGUCAUAUAAUGUAUCAUUUUCAGUACAUGCAUGUGCAUGAUAAUAGAUUCAAAUAAAGAUGAAACAUUUUUAUAUUCAUUUACAUGUAUUUUAAUAAUGUUCAAAAAUUAUAAAUAAGAAAUAAAAUUGGAGUUUUUUGA